Messenger RNA from Nymphaea colorata (pocket water lily), 2207 nucleotides. Its product is annotated as sugar transporter ERD6-like 6. Gene Ontology annotation, molecular function: sugar transmembrane transporter activity. Gene Ontology annotation, cellular component: membrane. The transcript is spliced from 19 exons. NCBI's taxonomy places the organism in Eukaryota, Viridiplantae, Streptophyta, Magnoliopsida, Nymphaeales, Nymphaeaceae. The record is from RefSeq and is a predicted model, not a curated record. The coding region runs from base 363 to 1829 and encodes 488 amino acids. Gene Ontology annotation, biological process: carbohydrate transport; transmembrane transport.
GAACGGCCGUUCUCUUUCCGCCAUGUUCACUGUUUUCUCUUGCUUGCUCUCCAUCUCCCCACAAUAAGGAGAGGAAGAAGGAACUUAGAAUUCUGAUUCCAAGGAUUCAUUGCGAUAAGGGAAAAGUGGGAAGUCUAGUACUGAGGUCUGAUCCCGGUACAUUCUAUUUGCUGGAAGAGAUAAAAAGGAAAGAGGCAUUAGCUUAGAAAAGAAUCAAACUCAUAGGAGGAAUUCUUUUAUUCUAUCUAAGUUUUGGCUGCGCAAAAGGAUUCAGUUUCCUGUCCUGCUACAUAUUAAUUUUUUGUUUCUUCACUGUAGAACAGAUAAAAUAAUCUUAGGGUGGUUAUAUCCAUCAUCUCAUCAUGAGUUUUAGAGAUGAGGUUGAGGAUGGAACUAGCAGGGACCUUAAAAAGCCAUUCCUCCACACUGGCAGCUGGUACAGAAUGGGAUCAAGGCAGUCCAGCAUGAUGGGUUCAUCCGCUGUCAUCAGGGAUAGCUCAAUCUCUGUCGUCCUGUGCACCUUGAUUGUUGCCCUGGGCCCUAUUCAAUUUGGUUUCACUUCAGGAUACUCAUCACCUACACAGUCUGCCAUCAUUAAAGAUCUUGGCUUGACCACCUCAGAGUUCUCGUUGUUUGGUUCCCUCUGCAAUGUUGGGGCCAUGGUUGGGGCUAUUACAAGUGGUCAGAUUGCAGAGUAUGUUGGACGUAAAGGGUCAUUAAUGAUCGCUUCAGUUCCAAAUAUCAUUGGGUGGCUGGUGAUAUCUUUUGCCAAGGAUUCAUCUUUUCUAUACAUGGGUAGGUUACUGGAAGGAUUUGGUGUAGGAAUAAUCUCAUAUGUGGUGCCUGUGUAUAUAGCAGAAAUAUCUCCACAAAAUAUGCGUGGAGCUCUUGGAUCUGUUAAUCAGUUGUCUGUCACAAUCGGCAUAAUGCUUGCAUAUCUCUUGGGGCUAUUUGUACAUUGGCGGAUACUUGCUGUAUUAGGAAUCUUUCCCUGUACAAUAUUAAUUCCUGCUCUGUUCUUCAUCCCUGAAUCUCCAAGAUGGUUGGCAAAGAUGGGUAUGAUGGAGGAUUUUGAGGUUUCUUUGCAAGUUCUACGUGGUUUUGAUACUGACAUUUCCCUUGAAGUUAAUGAUAUCAAGAGAACUGUAGCCACCUCAGGCAAACGUACCACUGUAAGGUUUGCUGAACUGAAGCGCAGGAAAUACUAUAUGCCUUUAAUGAUUGGAAUUGGGCUUCUGAUCCUUCAACAGUUAAGUGGAAUAAAUGGGAUCCUUUUCUACUCAAGUACCAUAUUUUCAACUGCUGGAGUCUCAUCAAGCGAUGUUGCAACACUCGGGAUUGGAGCUGUUCAGGUUGUUAUGACAGGAGUCGCUACAUGGUUAAUGGACAAAGCAGGCCGUAGAAUCCUGAUGACUGUGUCUUCUAUUGGAAUGACCAUAAGCCUUCUCCUUGUCUCAGUCGCAUUCUAUGUGAAGGAUUUCAUCUCUGAGAGUUCUCAUCUUUAUAGUGUAAUGAGCAUUCUAUCUUUGGUUGGCCUGGUGGCAUUUGUCAUUUCCUUCUCUCUUGGAAUGGGAGCUAUUCCAUGGCUGAUAAUGUCUGAGAUAAUGCCGGUCAGCAUUAAGAGUCUUGCUGGAAGUGUGGCGACUUUGGCCAACUGGUUGAUGUCCUGGGUGGUUACAAUGACUGCAAACUUGCUCUUGACAUGGAGCACUGGAGGAACCUUUACAAUCUACACAGUUAUCAAUGCCUGCACUGUGCUGUUCGUUUUAUUUUUUGUGCCGGAGACCAAGGGGCGGACUCUGGAAGAAAUACAGGCUUCAUUCAGAUAAAUGUACAGUUUUGGUGGAGGAUUACACUCUUCAUGAAUGGUUGCCGGUGGCAACUCAGCGAUAGGUUAAGGGCACCAGCAUCAGUUCGAUUACUAGUUUAUGGUCAUCGGCUCGCAGUUGUCGCUCUUAUCUUUUUCUUGGGCUUUCCUGUUUCUGUUUGUUUUGCACAAUGUAACGUUCAUCGGUUUUGCUUAUUGCUGUGCGCAUUAAAAUUUUACCAUGAACUCAUCCUAGGGAGUUCUCUUCCUGUACGUUUUUGUGCUUCUGCAUUUCCUUUCGGGCAUCUUCCUUCUCAUUCUUGGAAUAGGUCCGUGAAAAUGCACAUUUGUCCAAUUGCAUUUAGAAAUAAAUAUUUCACCUGUAUAACUUGGAUGUGAA